AUGAAUCUCUUCUCUAAAGCAGAUUUAUUUUCCUAACCCUUCAAUUUUUACAUAGGAAAUUAAUAAACUAAGAAAGGAACUUUUUAAGGAGCUCUAAUCUCAUUAGUAAUCCUAACAGUAGUGAUUAGCUACUUUAUUUAUCUUGUCUUAUAAUACUUUAAUAAUAAGAUUGAUCCAAAAUUUAGAUCAUAAAUGUUUACUACGGAUGAAACUACUGAAAUCACCCUCAAUAAUGAUUUGUUUGCAUUUAAGUUCUAAUACGCUUCCUAAACUAGCUUAGACUAAUAUUAAUAGCAAAUGAACAAGACUUACAUCGUUCCCAUUGCUUUCUUUAUCUAUUCAUCUGCUGAUAUAUAUUUUCAAACUAUAUUAAACAUAACUGAAUGUAAAGAUCCUCAACUUUAAGGCUAUAGCUGUGUAGAUUUUUCAGGAAUAAGCAAUUAUACAUUAAUUUAAAGUGUUAGAAAUAAUGUUCGAUCUUAGUUUUAACUUUUUUACUUCCCUUGCUCAUUUAUAGAUGAUUUUAAAACAACUGCUCCUAAUAACUGUGCUAAUCAAACUGAAAUAGAAGAUUUUGUUAAUGAAGCGAGUGCUGGUUUGAAUUUGAAGUUACAAACACAUCAGUUCAAUAUUAGUUCUUAACAAAACUAGGUCAAUUAUAUGAGAAAAUUUAUUUUCACUGAAUCUGAUUAAUACAUUUUAAGUCGAGUAAGUGCAUAGCAGCAAAUAACAAAAGUAAGUUAAGGACUUAUUAUUCAAUCAGAAAAUGAAUACUCUGGUCCAAUCAAUUAUAACUCUUAAAACAGUGUUUUUAGUAACAACUUUGAUUCUCCUUACUUGCAAGUUAUUUUUGAAAUGGAUUAAAUAGUUUAAAUUAUUUCUAUUUAAUUUCCUAUUAUCCCAGAUAUUUUAGCCUUAGCAAACAGCGCCUUUGCUUUGUUUCUUAGUUUAGGCUUUAUUUUUAGAAUGAUUUCUUAAAGGGGUAUAUUUCAAGAUUUUUUGCACAUAUUUUUAUAAAAUGUGUACUAAGACACUUAUGAAAUAAUGCUUAAAGCUAAUAAAGUUUGUUAAAAUGAGUUAUAAAUCAAUAAAACACCAGAUUAGGUGCUAGAAAAAGCAAAUGAAGAAGAAGUUUAAGAAAAAGAGAUUAUUGAUACCAUUUUUAUACCAAAUUUUUCUUCAAAAUUUAGAUCUAUAUUAGAAUAAAGUCCUUCAUACAAAUAGAAUACUUAAGAUGCAAAUUAUUAAAAAGAUGAAAUUAUUGAGACAAGUGAAUUAAACUAAGCUGCGCAAGCUUUUGAUAAUUCAUAGGACAAUCAAUAUUUAGUUAAUGAUUAAUAAGUAAAAUAAUUAUCAAGUCCAAAUAACGCAUCUCUCUCCUAAAGUUCAAAUUAAUAAAUUAUUUUCUAGAAUUCAAACAAUCCAACUAAUAAUUCUCAAAAUCAUUAAAAUUUAAAUUAAAUUAAUCUAAAAUUUAAAAAUAAUAACUUAAAAAAUAACUGUUUAUAUUAAAAGACAAAAGAAAAGUAAGUGAUUAAUUUAGAAUGCUUUAUAAAUAAGUUGAGAAUGAUUAAGGAUCACUAGUUUCUUUCAGAAAAUUAAAAAAAUAAAAGACAUAUGGAAACAAUGGAGAAGUAAAUAGAAAACCAAAUAUUAAGAAGAUUAAACUCCAAAAUACAAAAGAUUAAUUGA
Molecule: messenger RNA, 1692 nt
Organism: Tetrahymena thermophila SB210
Lineage: Eukaryota; Ciliophora; Oligohymenophorea; Hymenostomatida; Tetrahymenidae
Product: transmembrane protein, putative
Exons: 2
Source: RefSeq, a predicted model, not a curated record